GUAAAGGUAUUUUUUUUAAUCUGGAGAUCUCCAGCAAAAGGAGGGAAAAAUAUCCAAUUUUCAUCGCAAAAUUAGCUAGGGCGAGAGCAAAGGGCUGAGCUAAUUGUAGCCUAAUCCUCUGCCCUGGAGGCGUUUGCAAAGCCCUGAGCAAGAAUUCGCCUUUUUUCCUCCUCUUCUCCCUUCCCUCUGUUAUUUAGAGACGGGAUUAUUGCCUUUCUUCUCAUAACAGCCUCGGCAGUUUCAUUUUAAGGGGUUUUUUUUCCCUCUCCACACACACACACACACAAAAUAAACAGAAGAAGCAUUAAAAAAGAGAGAGGGAGAGAGAGAGAAGAAGCAGCUUUAAAAAUAAUAAUAAUCACAGCAGGAUCUAAGGAACAAAGAUAGUAAUAAAAGCAAAAAACAAACCCAUCAACACACAAACCCAACAGAGCCCAAAGCAAAAGGGGGGUUUGCAGAUCUCUCUUCUGUGUUCAAGGUUGGUUUCACAAAAUAAACAAUCGGCUCAAAGUCGCCUAAGAGGCAGAUUCUGGAUAUUAUCAUGUUUACGUGUUUAUAGAGACAAAGGUAAUGCCAAGUCUCUUUAAUUUUGACCCUCUGGCUGGGCUGAAUCCUACCUCCCUGGAAAUACAGACAGUGCCAUGAAGCCACGAGAGUGCAAGGAGGGAAGAAGCAUGUCCCGUCUGUCUCUAACACGGUCCCCAGUUUCUCCCCUGGCAGCUCAAGGAAUUCCUCUCCCAGCUCAACUCACCAAAUCCAAUGCUCCUGUGCACAUCGAUGUAGGAGGACACAUGUACACCAGCAGCCUGGCUACCUUGACAAAGUAUCCAGAUUCCAGAAUAAGUCGUCUGUUUAAUGGCACGGAGCCUAUUGUCUUAGACAGUUUAAAACAACAUUAUUUCAUUGAUCGAGAUGGUGAAAUUUUCAGAUACAUAUUAAGUUUCCUAAGGACAUCUAAACUGCUACUCCCAGAUGACUUUAAGGACUUUAAUCUUUUAUAUGAAGAAGCAAAGUAUUACCAGCUGCAGCCAAUGAUUAAGGAACUCGAGCGAUGGAAACAAGAGAAAGAACAAAGGAAACAUUUCCAGCCUUGUGAUUGCCUGGUCGUAAGAGUGACUCCAGAUCUUGGGGAAAGGAUUGCACUGAGUGGGGAGAAAGCUUUAAUAGAAGAGAUCUUCCCCGAGACUGGGGAUGUCAUGUGCAACUCUGUAAAUGCAGGUUGGAACCAAGACCCAACCCAUGUUAUUAGGUUUCCUUUGAAUGGAUACUGCCGGUUGAAUUCAGUGCAGGUGCUAGAAAGAUUGUUUCAGAAGGGAUUUAACGUGGCAGCUUCGUGUGGUGGAGGGGUAGAUUCCUCCCAGUUCAGUGAAUAUGUGCUGUGCCGUGAAGACAGAAGACCACAACCCACCCCAACAAUCAGAAUAAAGCAAGAACCCCUGGACUAGAACCAACCCUUCCUCCUUUGUAACCAUAGAAGUGUUUAAUAGUCCCUUAUGUGAAACACUAAGGAUUUGCAAAACAGUAUUAGCAAACAAAUUGUGACUUUAUGUUGCCAAUUAGUGAUAUUCGAAAACUACCUGUCACAUAGCCAGCCAUGAAACACAUUUGAAAAACCACCUGUUUGUUUUUCAUGAUGAACAACUGAGCAUGCUCAGCGUACAAGGCUUUGUGGGAAUGUACUUUCAACCGAACAGCUGUGAUGUUGAAAAAGGCAAAGCUUCACAAAGUACUGACCCUUGAUUGGGCUUCUGCAGAAAGACCAAUUAAAGCAAUUUGAAUAUGUCAGCUGGAGAAACGACAGUUCUUUUGACAGCAUCCCUUCCCUCCUCAGUGAUAUUCUAAGGCAAUGAAACAGGGUCCACCAAAAGGAAGAUGGUACCUUAAAAACUGCACUGAGUAUCUUCCCUGUCUGAAUGCCACACUUCUCUCAUAUCAGAUGUGCUUUACACCUCCAUACGUUAUGUUACAUUUCUGUGAUUGUAACUCAUUUGUGCUAGCAAAUGGCUUAUUUUUAUAAAACAUUUACAACUGAAAUAACUGUGUACAGAAUACAAAAUCAGAGAAGGACCAAUUCAUAGUCAUCUGGUGCUCAGUUCUUUAAACAUAAUUGAGGACUAGUUAUGGCUAAUAUGUGCAAAAGUAGGCAUUUUUAGUAAGGCCAUCUGACAUCAAAAUGGCAUAGCACGGGCCCCAAAUGUGGAGUUAUAGUUCUUUUGAGAUGCCAAUUUUUUCUUCUUUCUCUCAGAGUUUCAAUGUUUUGCAUCAUCAGUGGAGUGGUGGUUCUGCCAAGCAUUUGCCAAAGCAUCUGCCGUUGCCCUUUGUUAUUCUUUUACUAAACAUACUUAAAUCCCAUGUGCAGGAGCAGGUGUUAAACAUUUUGGACACCCCCUACUCUCCAUGGCCCGAGAAUUUUUACAAAGAAUGAUAAAGCCCCAUAUUUCUCGCUGUCUGACAGGAGCAGGCCAGGUUUUGUUUAUUUUUCCUUCUAUUAAUUUUGAACUACGAUUAAAAUACUGAUUUUCUAGCUGCCCUGUAUCUGUAUUUUUUGCUUUAAAGAAGCCAUUUGUCUGUAGGAGGUUACUGUUCCUUUAACAAAUACAGUAUCAACUCUUCUGACUUAUGCAGCUUCCUUAACUCAGGAGACAGCACUGUGUUUGCAGGUGCAAGUAUAUAAAUAGCAUUCUGCUAAAUCCUGUUUACUGCUGUUUAGCAUGAUUGGGUCCUCAAUAACUAAUUCAUGUGUUAAUCGCAAUUUAGUUUCUCCCACAAUAAUUUAUAGAAUACUGUUGUAGAUGCUGAAUUUUAAUUAAACUGUUUUUAGAUGCGUAAGUACAGCUAUAUAGAACAAGGGACCGAGUAUUAAAUAGUCAGCAAUAUUUGACAAUUCUGUUUCUCUAAUGCCAUCUGAUUACUUGGGCACAAAUUAGGACCUGGAGUUUAACACUCAAUUUUUCAAAAGUGCCUAGUGAUUUUGGGUGCCCAUGCUGGAGACUGUAUGUGGCUCUGAUUUUUGGAAAAUUCCCUCUGAAAAAUCAGGCCUCUUCAAAUUGCCCCAGAUUGGGCACCCAAAAUCACAAGUCAUUCAUAAAAAUCUUAGCCUACUGGCCUGCUGCCUUAGCAGAACAGUUGUCGGUCAUUUGGCCAAAUCUGUCUAAAGAUUUUUAAAGUUAUUUUAUGUCAUGGUUUUAUGCUUGUUUGACACACUAAAUAAAAUUGCUAGGUACUGCCAUAUUUGAAAAGAUGGCACUACGUUACCUUUCUAUGUAAGAUAUCUGUAGAAUUGUAUAUUAUACAUUUAAUAUUGUAAAAAAAUUUAACGUAUAAUUGUCAUGUAUUUGUGUAUACACAUUUCUUAUACAGAACGUCAUGCCAUAAACAUUUCUGUAAAGUAAAAGAUCAAAACUGCAGCAAGUAGAAUGAACACUCACUUUAUCUCCCACAUUCUUCAAGAGAGGUAAGAAGCUCGGGCUGUAUUUCCUUGGCCUUUGACCGAGUUCAGCUUAUUGUAGCCAUCUCUUCAAAAACAGUGUUUGUUUAUUGAUUCUAGAGAUUUAGUUCAACUUCUGUUCAAAUUCUGCUUAAAGCAUCAGUUUAGCUCCUAGCUUUUACCAUGUAUAUUCCGGUUUUGUAUUCAUUUCCUGAGCAGAGUGAUUCAGAGAGAAAUGGAGGCUGGACCCUUAUGUGUCCAUGCAUACUGUUUCAUUCAUUAACAUUCAGCUAGGAGAGGAAAGUUCUUCUGUAGUUAUGGUACAUUCAGGCUUCAGGAGUAUGGGCCAAUCCUGCAGUCCUGACUCAGGCAAAACUGCUGAAAUCAACAGGAGUUUUUGCCUGUGUCCCGGGUUGUAUCAGUAGGCACUGAUAUUAAGCACCUCUUACAAGGGGGUGAGGACUGUCAACUCCAGUUGAAGUAAAAGGGAAGUUGAAGGGCCCUGUGCUCCUCUCAGGAUCAAGCCCAUAGGCAGAAUGCUUUAGAUUUAUGUAGAGAGCCAUUAAGUAUUUGUGGUUUUGUUUGUCUGUUUUCCUCAGUUUGGUGUUCACCAUAUUUUUAUAGCUCAAUAAAGCAGCUACAGUACUGAUAGCAAUUUGGUAAGGUGGCAUCAUAAAAGAUUCCAGGCUGCUCCAACUGAGUUAAAUGUGAACUUGAGAUGGAAAGUUUGAGCCAUGACAUCACAACAUUAACUGCAAAACAGCAUUGCAGCAAGCAAGACAUAUGGAAACAAUCACUUCGUUAGGAGAAAUAUGCCCUUUUUUUAAAAAGGAAAAGUUAAGCUAGGACAUGUUCUUUUAGUUAGCGACUUCAGGUCACUGAUUUAAUGUUUAUUACAGUUUCAUUUGUAUCUCUUACUUUUUUAUAUCCCCAUAUUCUAAAGUAGCAAUAUCAGCAAAAACUGAUGUGAAUUUUUACUUCUUUCCUAAACCAUAGUAAUACAGCUUGAUUAAGAACAUUGCUCAGUGUCAUGUAAAACAGUUUUUAAAAUAUCAUCACAUCUCUAGUAAAACUGUGGUUUGCAGACAGCGAAUGCUUUUAGUUUGAAGGCCGAAAAGUAAACAUACCUUGUUUUUUAAUCUAAUUUCACUGAACAAAAUUGGUUGGAAUCUCUUUGCUGAGCACUGAAACUGUGGUUUUGAGAACUUCAGUCUUCUCUAGCACUUUUACAUGUACUGUUCUGUGCCACUGUGCUCCCAAGUCUGACAGAAAAGUGAAAGGAAAAUGUUAUGUUGUGCUUAUUGGGCAAAUCUUUAAGAAAGCAAAUGUUGUGUGCAUUCACUGACUGUAUUUAAUAGCAUCAAGGUUUGUUGACAGUUUUAUUAGAUGUUUGACAAAGAAUAAGAAUCAGCACAACAGAACAUUAAAUACUCAGUUUUAGUAUUUCUUUGUGGGUAUUGUUAAUAUUUUAAUGCAAAAUGUUUUUGAACAGUGCUUAAAAACUACAAGACAAUGUGAAACUGAAAUUAAUGUUUGAUAAAUUAAUACUGUAUGUCACUCAAAUGUGUUACUUUAGUAAAUUGUUUUAUUUCUUUACAAAAUAAGUACAAAUAAGGAAGUAUGUUUUCACACAAAUUGGGGUAUUUACGAGUAUGUACAGAAAUAAUCAAAAUAACAUAAUUCUAAUAAACACAAGGUCUUUAUAAACAAUAUGUACACAUUAUCAGUACAUUUAAAACAUAAUUUUACACUUCCUGGCCUUAAAUACGUUAUGAAUAAUCUUUUGGCUAAAUAGCAGCAGUAUAAAUUUUGUUCUGCUUUUAACAAAUCUUAAAAUAUAAUUAAAAUUUUUGUUUUUAAAACUAUUGGACAGAUAGUUCUAUUUGUGCUUUCAGUAUUGUUUCCCAUCCAAAAAAAAAUACUGCCUCAAAAAAGUGGCAAGUAUAAACGUGGUAAAAUUUGAAAAUAUAAAUAAACAAAUGCCUCCCUUCAAUAGUUACUGAAAAUACUGUGGUGUCUGGUGUCCACCUGCGUACUGAAUGCCAUAUCCAAAGCCUAUUAAGAAGACUUCCCUUGGCUUUGGUAUCUUAUGCUGUAGUCCAGCAAAGCAUUUAAGCAUGUGUGUAUACUUACACCUAUCACAUGCUGAAAGUUUCACAUGUUUAAGUGAUUUUCUGGAUCAGGGUCUCGAGGUCUGAUCAUGCAAGGUAAGGUCAACUCCCAGUGACUUCUGUGAUGACACUGAUGACCUUGCAGGUUUGGACCCUGAGGACUUAAUACUGCUCCCACUGACUCCAAUGAGAGCAGGACUGGCCCCUCUAUAACACAACUGGUUUUGACCGUGACUUUAAAAAUCGGUGUAGAAUACUCUAAAAUCUUUACUCUCUCAUUUUUAAAACCAUGAUUAGACCGUACUCUUCACAAUAAAGAUUUUUUUAAAAUAAAAAACCAACUCAGAUUCAUGUUACUAACCAGCUGCUACAAAUGUGCAAAAGGUUGAGCAGAUUUAGAAAACAACUGGAAGCUAUUCAAGGUAACUCAGCUGGGACCUGAAUGCACAGAUUUCAUACACUUAGGAAUUGGCUCAGCAAAUGAGUAGUAAAAGCAAAAAUCAUAAAUAUAUAAAAUUUGUGGGAGUGUAGGAUGGCUACUCUUUCAGCUGUGCAAAAAAUUGCAAUUAUAACUAAUCUAAAAUGAUAAUAGGCAUCACUGUGGUUAGUCAAUGAAAAUAGUGCUAGUAAAAGGUAAGGAAACAGAGAAAAGCUAGCACUGUAAUUGAACAUACUGCUAAUAAAACAAAUACCAUCCUUCGGGCCCGAUCCUACAAACCCUUCUUGCAAGUUGCCCAGUGUCAUCAAUGGGACGACUUGUGUAAGCAUUUGCAAUCUGGCUCUGAAUUUGUAUAAACUCCCUCUCAUCUACUCAGGUUAGCCUCAUCUAAAAAUGGCCAAACGCCAUAGAUCGUAUCCAUGGAUUUAACCUCUUUAAAAACCUUUUGCACAUUUUCAUUUCUUUCUUUCUUUUUAUGUAAGGGGGAUUUAUUGCAUGUGUCUGACAACUUUGCAAAAACAAACUACUGGAACACUGACAUCUGAAAAAAAUAGAAGGCACAUUCAAAUUACAGAUUUUCAAUG
Terrapene triunguis (Three-toed box turtle) is the source of this 6561-nucleotide messenger RNA. It is a transcript of the gene KCTD15, whose product is annotated as potassium channel tetramerization domain containing 15. Gene Ontology annotation, biological process: protein homooligomerization. Bases 642 to 1445 code for a protein of 267 amino acids. The record is from RefSeq and is a predicted model, not a curated record. The transcript has 6 exons. Lineage: Eukaryota; Metazoa; Chordata; Testudines; Emydidae. Gene Ontology annotation, molecular function: protein binding.